Molecule: messenger RNA, 1336 nt
Organism: Trifolium pratense (red clover)
Lineage: Eukaryota; Viridiplantae; Streptophyta; Magnoliopsida; Fabales; Fabaceae
Product: WD repeat domain-containing protein 83
Exons: 8
Coding region: 44-943 (299 amino acids)
Biological process (GO): mRNA splicing, via spliceosome
Cellular component (GO): catalytic step 2 spliceosome
Molecular function (GO): protein binding
Source: RefSeq, a predicted model, not a curated record
GUUUAGUUCUCUCUCUGGUUCCGUUCCGGUAGUGAAAGAAGCGAUGAGCGUUGAAGAUCUUCCUCAGAAGGAAGUGAACGUUCUUAAAGGUCACGAGGGUGGUGUACUCGCUGCGAGGUUCAACUCCGACGGUAAUUAUAUCCUCAGUUGCGGUAAAGACCGUACCAUACGCCUCUGGAAUCCUCACCGUGGCAUCCAUAUCAAAACCUAUAAAUCCCAUGGCCGUGAAGUCCGCGACGUCCACGUCACAUCGGACAACUCCAAGUUAUGUUCCUGUGGUGGAGAUAGACAGGUCUUCUAUUGGGAUGUUGCAACUGGACGUGUAAUUAGAAAAUUUCGUGGUCAUGAUGGUGAGGUAAAUGGUGUAAAAUUCAAUGAAUAUUUAUCUGUUGUAGUCUCGGCAGGUUAUGAUCAAUCAUUGCGUGCUUGGGACUGCAGAUCCCACAGCACGGAGCCGAUUCAGAUUAUUGACACAUUUGCGGAUAGUGUUAUGUCUGUUUGUUUAACAAAAACUGAAAUUAUUGGAGGAAGUGUUGAUGGAACUGUUCGAACAUUUGAUAUGCGUAUUGGCAGAGAAAUAUCUGAUAGCUUUGGGCAACCUGUCAACUGUAUAUCGAUGUCAAAUGAUGGUAACUGCAUCCUGGCCGGUUGCUUAGACUCUACUGUGCGUCUUCUGGACAGAACCACAGGUGAACUAUUACAAGAAUAUAAAGGACACACUAACAAGUCUUACAAAUUGGAUUGCUGCCUUACCAAUACGGAUGCUCAUGUAACCGGUGGCUCUGAGGAUGGCUUCGUCUAUUUCUGGGAUCUUGUAGAUGCAUCUGUUGUGUCAAAAUUCAAAGCUCAUGCCUCAGUGGUAACAAGUGUAAGUUAUCACCCAAAGGAUAACUGUAUGAUAACUUCAUCAGUAGAUGGCACUAUUCGUGUAUGGAAGACAUAAAGAACAACAAACAUGCAAGCAAGAAGUUUCUUUGGUGUUUCCACACGUGCCAAAGAAACAUUUUCAAUUGCAAUUGGAGUUGUCACUUGGCACACAUCAUGUUACUUAAGCUGUUAUUAGAUAUAUGUAACAUUCUUAGUGAGUUUUGACUUGCAUGUGCAUUUAGUUUGGAAUAUAGUUAAUCAUACAUGGACCAUUGUAUGGGUCUGUUUUGUGAUACAUGGAAACCCUGAUCUUCAGACAAAUCAUACGACAGUUUUUUUGUCACCAUGAGAAAUUAGGUAUUGGGCAAUUCACUUUAUGUCUGUGAAGGAAAAGUGAGUUAUACUACAUUUGUUGUAUGAUCUAUCUAUCAAUUAUUAUCAAUUUUACUCGGUUGAUCUAAAUCCUGAA